AGAGAGAGAGAGAGAGAGAGAGAGAGAGAGAGAGAGAGAGAGAGGGAGAGAGGCGGGUCACAGCGGAGCGGAGGAGCAGCUCUCUUUCAGUUCUGUUCGUUUCGGAGGCGCAGUGACGGACAUCCCGGAGUCGAGCGCACUGGACUCAUAAGCAUAAUGUAGUCUGUCUUGAAUAAGUAGAUUUCAAGUUUGAAAACCUUUUCAUUCCAUCCACUCAACGUGAAAUGGGCAUUGGGUAAUUGCUGGUUUGACUCUGUAAGCACUUAUGCCUUAAAGAAUGAGAGUCUUAGGGAGUAAGACUGUUGAAAUGAUGCUACGCAGAGAUGGAGAAUGGAGGACCCACAAGAGUGCAUGACAAGCGGGUCAGUGCCGGUUUGAAGAAAUUCUAAAAAGAGGAGAAACGCAUAUCACCACUUGAAGCUAUGGGGAUACGACACCUCCUGCUUCUUUUGGUCUAUCUAGACCCACUUUGCGUCCUGAGCGCAUCCACGGCCAAGCGGAGCAAACCCCCUCCAAAGAGACCCCCCAAAAUAAAGGAGGUCAACAGCACUGUUGCUCCGACAGUGGCAUCCCGACGGAUCACACAAGUCCAGGCGCCCAUUGUCGGUGAUCAUGACACCUGUCUCGGCUACUACGACGUGAGCGGUCAGUUCGAUAAAGAGUUCUCCUGCAACAACACCGACCACCGGUACUGCUGCGGGAGCUGCUUCCUGCGCUUCUGCUGUCCCGUGAAAGCCAAACGAGUGGAUCAGAGAGUCUGUACCAACUACAACACGCCCGACUGGAUCAAAACCCAACCGCCCUCACCUGCACCCACAGGGGACACGUACGACCCAGCGCUGGACCAGACCAACACCACCGUCUACAUCACCUGCGGGGUCAUCACCCUCAUUAUCAUCCUGGGGAUUUCUGCCAAAGUGGCUUAUGAUAAAGCCACCAGACCACCUCAAGAAAUGAAUGUCCACAGAGCGCUGGCAGACAUUUUGAGACAGCAGGGGCCCAUUCCCGUAUCACAGUACGAGCAUGAAAAUAUCGCGGCUAUAGACACCUCGCCCAAAGAGAACACACCUGUACGGACAUCCAAGAACCACUACACACCAGUGCACAACAAAAACAACCACGGGCAUUAUGGGAAAGAAAACUUCCGGAGUGGUCAAGACAUGCACAACUUCAUCUCCUCUGGCUUUGUGACGCUUGGCAGGGGCCAUCUGAAAGCGCAGCACUCUGUAGAUGAUCUCGGGCAGCUGUCCUGGCAGGGCGACCUGGACGUUCCUCUGUCCUACAAUAACCAUCCACAUGACUACACCAGCCAUCUGGAUCUCACUGGGUCACACACACCCAAAAUCGGACACCGAAUAGACCACUACGAGAAACCGAGAAUGAACAACAUCCUGACAUCCCAGACAGAGCCGUACGACCUAUCGUUCUCCCGGUCCUUCCAGAACCUAACACACCUCCCACCAUCCUACGAGAUGGCCAUGAAAGCAGACUUAAGCGACAAGGACGACGAGUACUACAUACGCAAGCACCAUUUGCCCGACCAGACGCAUCGCGGCAACCUGCAGACGCACAUGAUCAAGUUGAACGUGGAUCCACCAGCGCAGCGCCAGAAGCCCAAACGCGUGCAGCGCGCCAUGUCCCAGGACCACGUGCUCUCGCCCGCUCACUCCAAACCACAUCGGGACUAUGACCUGUCGUCGUACAGCGGCGGUGCUGGCGGUCUGUCCCCGUACCACGGGCGCAUCCUCUCCGAGGAGCAGCUGCUGUCGGCCGACCGACUGCACUCCCAGGACCCGCUGCUCUCGCCAGAUAAGAUGCUCUCCCUGCGGCGCUCCAAUUUCCGCGAGAAGGCCAUGUCACGGGCGUUGUCGCACACGGACAUGUUCGUGCCGACCACACCAGUCAUGGACAGGCACUACAAAAUGAUGAAGAUGCAUUCACACCCCAGCAGCAGCAACGAGUCCUACAACACACUGACUGUUGAAAGUGCACAGGUGGGCAACAAAAGGCAGGCAUUCGCCAACCGCCGCAUGCAUACGGUGGACCACCUGCAGUAUAUCCCCGGACAUCACCAUCAUCAGUACAGAACCGCCAGUAAGACUGAAGUAACUGUCUGAGUGGGCGAGAGGCGGGAGAGCGAAUGAUGUCAACAAACAAUCCAGCUGGAGGAAUCCGCGGCGGCAGCAGCCCACUUCGACAGGUUUCUUUUUUAAGCGUCCCACCUUGACCCGUUCCCGCUUCCAGCACAAGCUUUCCACUCCAUCAGUUCCGGGUCGGCUUGGGAAGGACCUAAACUUUCUUUUCGCACGUAGAGUAAAUGCAAGGGCUUCACGCGCGGACGCCAGACUAAAAACCUGAAACUAUUUUUCCAGAACUGCUGCGAAACCUGCACUGACUUUAUACAUACAGUAAAUCAGAACCUAUAUAGAUUUAUGAUUUCUAACUCGAGUCCUAUACAAUAGCGAUAGCGGUUGAAUAUAAACUGGCGUAAGCACUUUAGCGAGUGCCUCUUCUCAAAACACAUCCCGUUUCGAUAACGAAGUGGGGAAAGGGUUUAAAAGCACAAUAAAUGACUGAUGUUGUUUUACUUUCUUUUGUCACAUUCCCAGCUAACAGGGAUCGUUUUUAGAACUUUAGCGAACAUUCUGGAAAAGUUAUGAACAAACGUUCUAUCAGAAACGUUAAUAGAACGUUCGUUUAAAGUUAUCUGGUGUUUUCAAAAUGUUUUUAAAGCUUCAGCACAACAACAUUAUUUAUACAUUGUUUAUAGAACAUUUGUUCCUGAAACAUUUUGGCUGGAUGAUCAAUUUAUUUAAUUUUUUUUAAACAUUCUAGAAACAUUCUCAUAAUGUUUGCGAAGUUAUACAAUGGAAUGUUCCCUUAAUGUUUUAAGCUCGGUAGUUGCUCUUUAAGUAAUGUUAGUAGAACAUUUGUUCAACGUUCUCUGGUGUUUAAUAAUGUUCUCAAAACGUCAUUAUAAAAACAUUAUUUUUUUCCCCUAAACCCAUCUGAACGUUUUUUAAAUGCUACUUUAGAAUGUCAGAGAGCAUUCAGAAGUAACAUUCCCAUAAUGUCUGCAAAAUAAUCAAAUGUGAUGUUUUAGUUGGAUGUUCAUCUAACGUCUUUUAAAUGUUAUUACUUCUUCAAAAGUAACAUUCCCAUAAUGUUUGAAAAAUUAUAAAAUGGAAUGUUCCUGAAACGUUUGCAUAACCAAGAAACAACGAUUUAAAAUAAAUAAACUGGACAUUUAGAGAUGGUUCAGAAAUAACAUUUUUAUAACUUAAUAGCAAUGUUAGCAAAACAUUCCUAGAACAUAUCUUUGUUAGCUGGGUUAUCUCUGUUUUGUUUCUGGGUUUCACUGAGUUUUUAGUGCACCUGUGACAGUGUUUCAUUCUGCGUAGGUGAUUUGUAAAUAUGCUCGGUUAGCUGCAGUUAAACAGUGAGUUGGCUUUGUGGAUUUUGGGUUGCUUUUUGCAUUUUCAUUGGUUCCGUUCGGACAUUUUCUAGCAUAAUCAACACACCCAAAGUAUAUCUGACGACACAAAUGUGUACAGUAAUGUGUGUGUGUGUGUGUGUGUGUGUGUGUGUGUGUGUGUGUGUGUGUGUGUUUUCUAAUCUGUACUUGUAGACUAAUGGUGAAUAAAUUUGGUUGAUUCAGCCAUUCAUACGCAUU
Cyprinus carpio (common carp) is the source of this 3673-nucleotide messenger RNA. RefSeq names its product protein shisa-6-like. The record is from RefSeq and is a predicted model, not a curated record. NCBI's taxonomy places the organism in Eukaryota, Metazoa, Chordata, Actinopteri, Cypriniformes, Cyprinidae. Gene Ontology annotation, cellular component: AMPA glutamate receptor complex; postsynaptic density; dendritic spine membrane. Gene Ontology annotation, biological process: regulation of AMPA receptor activity; regulation of short-term neuronal synaptic plasticity.